AUGCGUCCCCCCAUUCUCCUGAGAACCUUCUCCAGAGUACUUGGCAAGCAUGAACUACCCAAGAACACAAGUCCGUACCUUGCAGUACCUCGUUGUACCCCCUUAUGCCCUGAAGUAUCCUGUCAUGCCCUGAAGUACUCUCUCAUGCCCUGCAGUACCCUCUCAUGCCCCACAUUACCGUCAUGCCCCACAUUACCGUCAUGCCCCGCAGUACCGUCUCGUACCAUCUCAUACCCUGCAGUACCCUCUCAUGCCCCGCAGUACCCUCUUAUACCCUAUCGUACCCUGCAGUACCGUCAAUCCCUGCAGUACCCCCUCAUGCCCCGCAGUACCCUCUCAUACCCUGCAGUACCCCUCAUGCCCUGCAGUACCCCCUCAUGCCCUGCAGUACCCCCUCAUGCCCCGCAGUACCCCCUCAUGCCCCGCAGUACCCCCUCAUGCCCCGCAGUACCCUCUCAUACCCUGCAGUACCCCUCAUGCCCCGCAGUACCCUCUCAUGCCCUGCAGUACCCUCUCAUACCCUGCAGUACCCCCUCAUGCCCUGCAGUACCCUCUCAUACCCUGCAGUACCCCUCAUGCCCUGCAGUACCCCCUCAUGCCCUGCAGUACCCCCUCAUGCCCUGCAGUACCCCCUCAUGCCCCGCAGUACCCUCUCAUGCCCUGCAGUACCCUCUCAUGCCCUGCAGUACCCCUCAUGCCCUGCAGUACCCCCUCAUGCCCUGCAGUACCGUCAAUCCCUGCAGUACCCCCUCAUGCCCCGCAGUACCCUCUCAUGCCCCGCAGUACCCUCUCAUGCCCCGCAGUACCCUCUCAUGCCCCGCAGUACCCCUCAUGCCCUGCAGUACCCCCUCAUGCCCUGCAGUACCGUCAAUCCCUGCAGUACCCUCUCAUACCCUGCAGUACCCUGCUGAGGUCUGCAGUGGUUUUCAGGACAACAGACACAUUGUGUUGCUGGCGUCAAGGAGUUGACUUGGUCUUUUCAUAGAUCCUCAUCUUUGUUUCACGAUGUUUUAA
Molecule: messenger RNA, 1014 nt
Organism: Cololabis saira (Pacific saury)
Lineage: Eukaryota; Metazoa; Chordata; Actinopteri; Beloniformes; Belonidae
Exons: 3
Coding region: 1-969 (322 amino acids)
Source: RefSeq, a predicted model, not a curated record